Molecule: messenger RNA, 405 nt
Organism: Pelobates cultripes (western spadefoot toad)
Lineage: Eukaryota; Metazoa; Chordata; Amphibia; Anura; Pelobatidae
Source: the annotation of a GenBank genome assembly
AUGGUUAAGGGCAAAAUUAAUCUGAAUGUGGAUAAGCUCAAAAAAGAAAUUGAGGAGCGGAAGCGUAAUAAAUUCCAGAGAGAUCGAACGGAUUACGAGAUGGGAAAUGUAUACCGGUGGCAUAAUCGUGACAGAGUGAAAAACUAUCCCUUUAAGAAGAAAGAGGUCACAACAAGGAAAAAGGCACGUAAAAUGAAACACCGUGUGGGUGGUGACUCAUCUAAUACCGAGAUGGAAAAUUCCCAAGAUAGCUCUCUUUCUUUUUUAGAAAGAACCCCUACCUCCUCACGAAUAACUUCAAGCGAAGAAGGAUGCGACGAGGUGGGGGCAGUCACAAGAAAUCGCACGCUGCCAGCCAUCUGGGACCACAAAAAAAUGGGUCCGAAGAGAAAGAAACUACAGUAA